Molecule: messenger RNA, 942 nt
Organism: Fundulus heteroclitus (mummichog)
Lineage: Eukaryota; Metazoa; Chordata; Actinopteri; Cyprinodontiformes; Fundulidae
Product: taste receptor type 2 member 1-like
Exons: 1
Coding region: 1-942 (313 amino acids)
Biological process (GO): sensory perception of taste; G protein-coupled receptor signaling pathway
Cellular component (GO): membrane
Molecular function (GO): G protein-coupled receptor activity
Source: RefSeq, a predicted model, not a curated record
AUGGACUACCUGAGCUGGGCCCUCAUCAACGGGCCACUCAGUAUAAUCUGCUUCAUCAUUAACGUGUUUUACAUCUUCUGCAUGGUGCGGCCGCUCCACGGAGAAAGCAUCAAGCAACCUCUGAAGCUUCUUCUGAGCUCCCUGAUUGGCAGCACUGUCGUUUAUAUCUUCGCGGUUUGCGGAGUGUUUUUCAGUCAGGCAUACAACGAACAGAACGGCGUCGCCGAGCUCUCUCUUUACGUCUCGCUCGGCUGUCUGUCCAUCAGCGUUUCCUCCUCGGUCUGGCUGAACUUUUUCUACUACACCCAGAUCGUUCCGGCACGCGGAGGCCUCUUCGUCUGGAUCAAGAGGAACGUCAAACCGGUCGUCUUCGUCGUUCUGCUCGGCGAAAGCAUUUGCACCUUGCUGGAUUUCAGCCUGUCGGUCGUAGUUUUGAAUCUUAACGACUACGAGCUCAACGCGACUUCUACUGCGGAAAAUGCAUCCCUUUAUGACCCUCCGGGGGGAGAUUUUCAGAACCAGCGUGUGGACAUAACUGUCAUUAAGGUCACCCUGCAGAGGUCUCGUUUUUACAUCUCUUUCGUUGUGAUGAUGGCGUCUAGUGGCGCCACCGUGCUCUACCUGAGCAGGCACAUUCGCCACAUGCUUGUGAAUGGCCUGUCCCUUUCCAGCGCAGGGCUCAGUAGCCAGGUGAGGGUCACCGUCACUGGCAUCCUUCAGUGUCUCCUCUAUUUUUCCUUUGCUGUGUGGCGGGAGUACGCGUUUGCUGCUGAGCAUGACAUGACGACUUUCAUAAGUCCUUACGUGCGAUCGACAGCCGUCAGCCUCUACAUGUUAGGCACUACGCUGAACCUGGGAGCCGGUCAGUCUGUCUUCAGGCAGAGGGCAGCAGAUGUGUGGGGCAGAGCGGGCCAGUGGUGCAGAAGCUUGCAGCAGGGAUAA